Messenger RNA from Anolis sagrei ordinatus, 2090 nucleotides. RefSeq names its product RAR related orphan receptor C (gene RORC). The record is from RefSeq and is a predicted model, not a curated record. Gene Ontology annotation, biological process: regulation of transcription by RNA polymerase II. Gene Ontology annotation, cellular component: nucleus. NCBI's taxonomy places the organism in Eukaryota, Metazoa, Chordata, Lepidosauria, Squamata, Anolidae. Gene Ontology annotation, molecular function: nuclear receptor activity; RNA polymerase II cis-regulatory region sequence-specific DNA binding; zinc ion binding.
CGCCCGGUUCGGGCAGCCGCUGCUCUUCCCUGCUCCGCCCGCCUCCCGCCGCCGCCUCCUCCUCCUCCUUUCCCCCUUGGCGCUGCUCUUCUCCUCCUCCUCCUUCUCCUCCUUCUCUUCUUCCUCCUCUUUGGGAGUGAAGCGGCCGCCUCGCCGCCCCAUGGAGGCCCGCCCCGGAGAGAGCCCCCCCGCCAAGCGGCCCCGAGGCUCAGUGGCUAUGAAGAAGACACAUACAUCCCAAAUAGAGGUGAUCCCAUGCAAGAUCUGUGGAGACAAGUCGUCUGGGAUCCACUAUGGGGUGAUCACUUGUGAAGGGUGCAAGGGCUUCUUCCGGCGGAGCCAGCAAGGGAACGUGACAUACUCUUGUACCCGGCAGCAGAACUGCCAAAUCGACCGUACCAGUCGCAACAGGUGCCAGCACUGCCGUUUGCAGAAAUGCCUCAGCCUCGGCAUGUCCCGGGACGCCGUCAAAUUUGGCCGGAUGUCCAAGAAGCAACGGGACAGCCUCCAUGCCGAAGUUCAGAAGCAACUACAGCAACAGCAACAAGGAGGAGAGGCUUCCUCCUACUCCUUGGGGGUGGCCAACGGUCAACUCAAGUUGGCCCCUUCGCCGGACCUCUUGGAGUCCUCCUCCUGCUCCGCGGCUCUCCUCAAUGGCCAGGCCCGCCUCGGCCAGUCGCCGGAUGAGGCGGCCACCUUGGCCUACUCCAACGGACUGACCAAAGCUCAGGGUCUCCUCGGGGAAGACCUCCGGACCCCCUUCACCAAGGGAUACAGCCCCGAACGUAUCAAGAUGGAGGGCAGGGGGAGUGCCUACUACGCGCUGGAGGUCCAGACGUCGCCCGAGGUCUUGAACCCAGAGGUCACUGGGAUGAAACGGACAGUGGGGAGUGACGUGGGGGACGGAAACCUCGACUUCUACACCACCCCGAACUUCACCAGCUUGUUGGAGUCGCCCAAUUCGUCCCUGAUGGAGAUCGAGCAGCUCACGCAAAACGUCCUCAAAUCCUAUCGGGAGACCUGCCAGCUACACUUGGAGGAACUCCAUCUCCGGAGAUGGCAGACCUUCACCAGGGAAGAAGUUGGGAGCUACCAGAAAAAGCCCAUGGAGGAGAUGUGGGAGCGCUGCGCCUGCCGCGUCACAGAAGCCAUCCAGUACGUUGUCGAGUUUGCCAAGCGCAUGGCUGGCUUCAUGGAUCUGUGCCAAAACGACCAGAUUGUGCUGCUCAAAGCAGGUGCCAUGGAAGUGGUUCUGGUGAGGAUGUGCCGUGCCUUCAAUUCUGAGAACCGGACCGUCUACUUUGAAGGGAAAUAUGCCGGACCGGAACUCUUCAAAUCCCUUGGAUGCAACGAACUCAUCAACUCCAUCUUUGACUUUGCCCACAGUCUGUGUUCCCUUCACUUCUCUGAGAAUGAGAUCGCCCUCUUCACGGCAUUAGUACUUAUUAAUUCAAAUCGUCCCUGGUUGCAGGAGAAAAGCAAAGUGGAACGGCUGCAGAACAACUUGGAACUGGCCUUCAAGCACAUGUUACGGAAGAACCACCGAGAAGGCAUCUUGGCUAAGCUGCCUCCAAAAGGAAAACUCCGAAAUCUCUGCUAUCAGCACGUGGAGAAGCUACGCUCCUUCCGUCAGAUGUUCCCCAUCAUCGUCCAUGCUGUUUUCCCACCAUUGUACAAAGAGCUCUUCAGCUCAGACUGUGACCCACUGCCAGGAACAGCUGGGGAAUAAUCCCCCUGACAACAAAGAAGGACACCUCGAUGAGGUGAGGAAGGCGGCAUCCAGACGUCUCCUCCUCAGUUUUUUCAUGCCUUUUUCUGGGGACCACCCCGGAGUGGGAAGGCUGGAGAACAUCAAGGUUGGUGAAUAUCAGAGUUGGAGAAUAUCAAGGUUUGGAAAAUAUAAAAGUUAGAGAACAUCAAUUUUGGAGACAAUCAAUGCUGGAGAACACCAGAGUUAGAGAAUAUCAAUUUUGAAGGACAUCAAUGCUGGAGAACAUCAAAGUUGGAGAACAUCAAGGCUGGAGAACAUCAAAGUUGGAGAACAUCAAGGUUGGGGAAUAUCAAGGCUGGAGAACAUCAAGGUUGGGGAA